Molecule: messenger RNA, 372 nt
Organism: Fusarium graminearum PH-1
Lineage: Eukaryota; Fungi; Ascomycota; Sordariomycetes; Hypocreales; Nectriaceae
Exons: 1
Coding region: 1-372 (123 amino acids)
Biological process (GO): phosphorylation; acetate metabolic process
Molecular function (GO): acetate kinase activity
Source: RefSeq, a predicted model, not a curated record
AUGACAGGUACGACGAACUUUGGCGUCGUUGCCGACUCGGAUGAGCCAAGCCAUCGCCUGGCCUUCGACAUCUUUGUUGACCGUAUUGCCGCCUUUGUCGGUUCCUACUUUGUGACCCUCGAGGGCCGCGUCGAUGCUCUGGUUUUUGCUGGUGGUAUCGGCGAACAUAGUGCUAAGCUCCGCUCUGCUGUUGUCAACCGGGUAGCCUGUUUAGGGUUUGCCCUCAACGAUGCCAGCAACCAGGAGCCUAUUAAGGACAUUGUUCAGGAACUAGGUGAACGCGAUGCUUCGCAACGAGUGCUGGUUUGUCAGACAGACGAGCAGUUAGAGAUGGCCAGGUUGUGUGCUGAAAAGGAAGACAUCUGGGAAUGA